CUCCGGCAGAACACUGGUCCAUGGGGAGCAGGAGAGGCCCAGGUGGGUGAGGAGCGAGCGCCUGCGCCCGGGAAGCCCCGUCUCGGGGCCAUGGGUGGGCAGGUGAGGCUGCCGCCCGGAGAGCCCUGCCGAGAAGGCUAUGUGCUGUCUCUGGUCUGUGGGAACUCCUCCCAGGCUUGGUGUGAGAUCACGAAUGUGUCACAACUGCCAGCCUUUCCUGACCUCUACAUGGACCUGAAUUUCAGCACAACCAACUUGAGCAUUUCUGCAUAUGCAGAAAAUAAAUACAGUCCUUAUGUGGGCUUGGUACUGGCAGUAAGUUCCAGUGUUUUUAUUGGCUCCAGCUUCAUAUUGAAAAAGAAGGGCCUCUUACAACUGGCCCAAAAGGGAGUUACUAGAGCUGGAGAAGGUGGACAUUCUUACCUCAGGGAAUGGCUCUGGUGGGCAGGAUUACUCUCAAUGGGAGCGGGAGAAGCUGUGAAUUUUGCGGCUUAUGCUUUUGCACCUGCUAUGUUGGUCACCCCACUGGGCGCCCUGAGUGUUCUCAUAAGUGCAAUAUUGUCUUCCUAUUUUUUAAAUGAGCACUUGAACAUUCAUGGGAAAAUGGGCUGCAUAUUAUGUAUCUUGGGGUCAACUGUGAUGGUUAUCCAUGCCCCACAAGAAGAGGAAGUCACUUCUUUGCAUGAAAUGGAAAUGAAAUUGAGAGAUCCAGGAUUUAUUUUCUUUGCUGUGGUCAUAGUUGUGAUCUCCUUGGUGCUGAUUUUGGUUGUGGCUCCCAAGAAAGGACAGACCAAUAUAUUGGUCUACAUUUCAAUCUGUUCAUUGACUGGAGCAUUUUCAGUUUCUUCUGUCAAGGGCCUGGGGAUUGCCAUUAAAGAACUAUUAGAAUGGAAGCCAGUUUACAGUCAACCUCUGGUCUUUGUUUUGCUGGCUGUACUUGUGCUUUCAGUGACUACACAGAUUAACUAUCUCAACAAGGCACUGGACACCUUUAAUACAUCACUUGUGACUCCCAUUUAUUAUGUCUUCUUCACAUCCAUGGUAGUGACUUGCUCGGCCAUCUUAUUCCAAGAGUGGUAUGGCAUGAAAGCUGGAGAUAUCAUUGGAACUCUGAGUGGGUUCUUCACCAUUAUCAAUGGCAUCUUCCUUCUGCAUGCUUUUAAAAACACUGACAUUACCUGGAGUCAGCUGACAUCCACUGCUAAAGACGUGGUCUCUCUGAAUGGCCAUGAAGACAAAUAUACUUUACUACAGAAUGCAGGCUAUGAAGAUGACAUUACCUUGUUCAGCAGGACUGAUGACCAAAAUCUCUAGAAAGCCUGAACUUUAACCAAUAUAAGAUACUUGGAGAGGAGAAGGAAUGCCUACUUCUUGGAAGAACGGUGAGAAAAGUUAGCAUUAACUAAGUAGGUGUGAGGCCAAGCAAAAAAAAAAACCUACAUUUUUGGCCAUGAAAUUUGAAAAUCAAGUUUUGAUCCUCCUCCAGAAGACUCCUGCUUUUUUUUAUUUCUGUAAACUUGAAAUAUUCCCUGAACAUAAAGAAGUGGAAAAAUUGUAUGAGGCUCAAAAUAAUCUCUUUUUUCUGGUCAAAAUAUAUGUAACUCUCCCAGGUG
This is a messenger RNA of Choloepus didactylus (southern two-toed sloth), 1613 nucleotides long. It is a transcript of the gene NIPAL1, whose product is annotated as NIPA like domain containing 1. Gene Ontology annotation, molecular function: magnesium ion transmembrane transporter activity. The transcript is spliced from 6 exons. Gene Ontology annotation, cellular component: membrane. NCBI's taxonomy places the organism in Eukaryota, Metazoa, Chordata, Mammalia, Pilosa, Megalonychidae. Gene Ontology annotation, biological process: magnesium ion transport. The record is from RefSeq and is a predicted model, not a curated record. Bases 91 to 1314 code for a protein of 407 amino acids.